Messenger RNA from Colletotrichum abscissum, 468 nucleotides. RefSeq names its product CoA binding domain-containing protein. The transcript is spliced from 2 exons. NCBI's taxonomy places the organism in Eukaryota, Fungi, Ascomycota, Sordariomycetes, Glomerellales, Glomerellaceae. Bases 1 to 468 code for a protein of 155 amino acids. The record is from RefSeq and is a predicted model, not a curated record.
AUGUCGACCGAAGCUACGGCCCGUGUUUUCUUUUCGCAAAAGUUCAUUGCGGUGGUGGGUGCCAGCUCGAACCCUGCCAAGUUCGGCAAUAAGAUCUUCGCCUGGUACCUGAACCACUCCAUCCCCGCCACCCCCAUAAACCCGACCGCAAGCACCGUCAACGCCCUCGGGAAAGACCAUCCGGCCCUCCCCAACCUCACGGCCCUGCCUCACCCCAAGGACACCGCCGUCUCCAUCAUCACCCCGCCGCCCGCGACCCUCAAGGUCCUGCAAGAGGCGAAAGAGCUGGGCGUGCCUGCCGUCUGGCUGCAGCCGGGCACCUUUGACGACGCGGUGCUCGAAUACGCGCGCGGCGAGGGCGGCUUCGAGGCCGUCGUUGCCGGGUUCGGGGGCGGGACCCGCGGCGGGGAAGGAUGGUGUGUUCUCGUUGACGGUGAGAGGGCGAUGAAGGCUGCGGGGAAGCUAUGA